Molecule: messenger RNA, 1834 nt
Organism: Melozone crissalis (California towhee)
Lineage: Eukaryota; Metazoa; Chordata; Aves; Passeriformes; Passerellidae
Gene: LZIC
Product: leucine zipper and CTNNBIP1 domain containing
Exons: 7
Coding region: 109-681 (190 amino acids)
Biological process (GO): negative regulation of Wnt signaling pathway
Cellular component (GO): cytosol; beta-catenin destruction complex; nucleus
Molecular function (GO): beta-catenin binding
Source: RefSeq, a predicted model, not a curated record
AUGCCUAAAGCAGGUCUUGGGAUGGUUCUGGAGCCCACCCUGCCAGUCACCUUCAGGGGAUAAGCAGGAGUGUCAUGUAAAAGCAACAUUUUCAUGUGAAAACAGAAAAUGGCUUCAAGAGGAACAACAGAGACCAGUAAACUAAAACAAAACUUGGAGGAGCAGUUGGACAGAUUAAUGCAACAACUUCAAGAUCUGGAAGAGUGCAGAGAGGAGCUGGAUGCAGAUGAGUAUGAAGAGACCAAAAAAGAAACUCUUGAGCAGCUGAGUGAGUUCAAUGACUCCCUGAAGAAGAUUAUGUCUGGAGAUAUGACUUUGGUGGAUGAGCUCAGUGGCAUGCAACUGGCAAUACAAGCAGCCAUCAGCCAAGCAUUUAAAACUCCAGAAGUGAUUAGGAUGUUUGCAAAGAAGCAGCCGAGGCAAUUGAGGACAAGACUGGCAGAGAUGGACAGAGACUUAAUGGUUGGGAAGUUGCCACGAGACCUGUACACCCAACAGAAACUGGAAAUCCUGACUGCCCUCAGAAAGCUGGGUGAGAAGCUCACUGGUGAUGAUGAGAUGUUCUUGUCAACAAAUGCUGGUACAGCCCUGAGCCAAUUUGAGAGAGUUUCCACUGACCUGGGAUCAGGAGACAAGGUCUUUGCUCUUGCAAGUGUUGAAGUAGAAAAGGCAAAACAAUGAAGAGGUUCGUGAGGCUUGUGUCUCCAGUUAUCAGCAGCAUUGGAUUUUGGUCAUACUGCGCUUGGUUUUUCUAUUUUUUACAUGUUGGAAAAAAAAGCAAAGCAAAACAAAAAACCCAAGCCCUAAAUCUCUUGGGUCCUUAAGCAGAAGAUAUGAAGUAAACAGCCUUAAGUGCACUUUGGGACCUUGGUAUCUGUACCCUUUCAGUAAUACAAGCUCUGAGGCUGAACACUAAGAGGAACUCUAAAACAAAAGCAUGGUGUGACUGUCUUUCGAAAGAGUCAGUUGUUUUGAACUUUUCUGAAUGUGUAUUUCUCUAAGUAUUAAAACUUAAUCUUUUUGCAUGUGGUUGUAGCAAGCAGAUCUUUUUGUGAAGUGGUCCCGAUGGUUUUUUUGGGUGAUUCUUCACAUUGUCUUAAUUUUUGUCUGGACUCCCCACUAAGUAGUUUGUGCUAGGAAGGCAUUGAAGCUUUGGAAAAUGGAUGUAGUUUAUUGAAAUGCCAUCUUUCUACAAACUGUUUGCAGAAGACCCAAAAUGAGCCUGGAUGCUGAUCACUGGCCCUUGGCUGCUUGUUUGCCGUGCACAUGAAUGAGCACUUUGUGUCCCAGCCCUGGCUGAGGACAAUGGCAGCCCUGUGGGGAGGCUUCUGGAGUCAUUUAACCUUGUGUAUUGAAAGGACAGGAAUUGAUAGGACAUGGCAGUGAGAUGCUCUUCCUUCAGCUCUGGUGUGUAAAUGCACACUGCUGUUAUUUCAGAGGGGGCAUGAAAUAGCUUGCAAGUAGAAACAAAAAAAGCUCCCGUUAUGACAUCAGUGCAAGUGUUGUUCAGUCUCAGUGGUGGUGCUAUGGAGAGGGGAGGGUCUGUGUCUCCACUGGAUCCUGAAUUAACUAAGCUUAGGAGGAUUUGAAAUCUCAUAGUUGAAUUUUUAGCUCAGAGACUAAGUGGGUAGCAUUGACUAUAAACAGAAAAUUAACGUGGUCAGUCGUCAUUUAGAGUGCACUUACAGGGCAUAAAUACCCUAUAAAUUAGCAAAUUUGUCUAAUUGUAAACUGGGACUGGAGUAGACUAGAAAAUGUGUUUCUAGACUGUAUUUUGCUUUAACAGAUAUACUUUUGACAUCUAGCAUUUAAGAAAUGAAAGGAUACAGGAUAG